CACACACACACACUGUCUCGGAAGCCCAGGGACGCGCUAACACACAAAGCAGCCCCCUCGCCCUUUCUGAAAAUGCUCUGUUGGGAAUUUUUCUUGGUAUCGAUGCUCAGUAGUUUCCUAGUAUGGGCAAGUCCUUCGACUAACAUCAAGAUCACCCAAGCGCUGCCCUUGCACCUGCCGGGGUCCAGCCUCGCGGCCCUCUGCCCCCUCUUCUGGACUGAGUUCCAGGGGCACUGCUACCGAUUCUUCCCUCUGAACCGCACGUGGGCCGAGGCGGAUCUGUACUGCGCCGAGUUCUCCAACGGCUACAGAUCAGCCAAACUCACCUCUGUCCACAGCUGGGAGGAGAACGUGUUUGUUUACGAUCUAGUGAACAGCCGUGUCCCGGGGAUACCGACAGAUAUCUGGAUUGGCCUGCAUGACAGGAGACAGGAGGGCAUGUUGGAAUGGACCGAUGGUUCGCCAUACGAGUACAGCUACUGGGACGGCAACCAACCCGACGACGGCAUCCACCGCAUCCCAGAGCAGGAGGACUGCGUGGAGAUCUGGUACAGGUCCAACAGCGCGCUGAGGUCCUGGAACGACAACAGCUGUGACAAGGCUUUCCCGUUUGUGUGCAAGAUCCUGACAUUGGAUAACUAGCCCCCCGCUGGUCGCCACUCUGCGUGACAUCCCGACGCCUCCCAGUCAAAAGGCGGCAAUGGGAUUUUCCUGCCAUUCCUGUUCCUGCAGUGACGAUCCCUGUAGGAUGACUCCCCAAAUCCCCCGCCACACUGCCAAGGUCUCUCAUCCAGCUGGCCUUCAUUUGGGCCAGUGACACAUGACACACUCACACACACACACACACACACACACACGCACUCCCUGCAUCCUCGCUUUAGAAAUUGUUUAAUUUGCCUGGAACUGCUGAAUGGUUACACAAUCACCUCAGUGCUGAUGUGGAUUUUUUUAUGCGUAAGUGUUUCUAGCAGUCAGUUCUCAUUAUAACGUAGGAGAGGGCUGGUCAGUCUGUAACGGCACGGUCAGUUGCUUCCAUUGCGGUAGCUCCAGCAGGCACUGGACGUGGAGGCGCCCUGUGGAGGUCCCCUGAGGUCUCCACCCUCAACCCAUUCUGUGACUGCACUGCUAGAGUGGACAUGAUUCAACUAGACCGUAAUUGCUGUGGAAUCCUUGCAUCUUAUUAAACGAAUGAACAUCCUCUAAUUGUGUCCUUGCAUGUUGUUUUCUGUCUGAGUGUGUCGAUGCUCCUCUCUUUUUGAUCCUUUUCAUUCACAGCUGCUUUUCUC
This is a messenger RNA of Electrophorus electricus (electric eel), 1286 nucleotides long. RefSeq names its product C-type lectin domain containing 19A (gene clec19a). NCBI's taxonomy places the organism in Eukaryota, Metazoa, Chordata, Actinopteri, Gymnotiformes, Gymnotidae. The record is from RefSeq and is a predicted model, not a curated record.